AUGACCAGUGGCAGACUCCUGCUUGGCGUGGAGGAGCUGCAUGGCUUAAACCCAACUGCAUCUCUCUUUCCCAUCAAGUUGGCUUCCCUUUUGCGGUCCGCGGCGCUACUCGCCAGUGUUUUUCGCGGAGUUGCCGUCGCUCCCAGACGUCCCUCGCCAGUCCUCCUCCGAACAUCGAUCCCUCGAGAUUCUCGCGGCUCUCAUAAAAAGGCUCUAUCCCAGAAGCGCGACUUUGCUCAGAAGCGUGGGCCGUCGGCGUCAUCCAAAAAAUCUCGGAUUGGCCAGCCAAUGGAACCGGGCACUUAUCUACUGCCUGCCCCUCGACUACCUUUCCGACGCGGACAGAAUUUCCUCCUCUACAAUCCCAAGUCUUUUCAGACAUCAGGUUUCGGUCCUCCGCCGACGCCACCGACGGGCAAUCCCCCAAUGAAGUUCUACUACGAAGUCCUGACCACGCCCACGGCCGAUACCCCAGGCACGACGGUCCUUCUUCACUUCCCGGACAAGCGUUAUUUCUUCGGUCAACUGUCGGAGGGCACUCAGCGCGCAUGUACGGAGCGUGGCAUUAAAAUAACCUAUCUGACCGACGUCUUCCUCACCGGCCAGAUACAAUGGGGCAACACUGGAGGACUGAUUGGUGUUAUCCUUACGUUGGCCGACGGGAUAGCCAGCUCGAACAACGCUUUGGAACUUCUUGCGCGGGAGAAAGAGGAACGCAUUAAAGAAAGUGGACAGGCCAAUGCGGCUGCCAAAAAGGAGCAUGGAAUGUCAUACGCGGUUCACGACGGACAAUUGGUACCGCAACGAGGAACUCUGACAAUCCACGGAGGUAGAAACCUCACACAUACCCUGGCUACCGCACGGAGAUUCGUCUUUCGCAAGGGUACACCGGUGUUCACGCGCGAAUAUGAUUCGGAGGGCAUGUCGAAACCCGAUCGCCUCGGAGCGGAGGAUCCUUGCGAACAGCCUACAUGGUCGGACAGCAACAUUAAGGUCUGGGCUAUGCCCAUCAGGUCUUCCCCCGUCCCGCACCUGCAAGCGACGUCGCAGGUUCGCUCAAUGAGCCCUAGGAAGCGGAGCCUCGACGAGUUCGAAGAGAGCAACAAUACGUCAGAGCCUAUUGAUGCGCGAACCCGGGACCAAGUCAUUAGACAGUCUGUGAUCACGGACAUGUUCAACUCGAACUGGAGACUGGAUGCUCUGCACGAGACCAAGUUGGCGGAUGUGAAGAUGCCGGCCGCGAUGUUCGUUCGUAACCCCGUCACCAAAGACCUUGAGCAGUACAAGGGACCUGCCCCCGGAAGUAAUGAGCCACUCCCUGAUAUCACGGUCCUCGUACGCCAACCGUGGCCCGGUGCAGCCGUUGAGAAGAUCCCUCAUACUUCCUGGUGUCAGGAGUCCGUUUCCUAUAUCAUCCGGAACCACGAUGUCCGGGGAAAGUUCGACCCAAAGAAGGCUCAGGAGCUGAAUGUUCGCAAGGGACCAGACUAUGCCAAGUUGACCAAGGGAGAGAGCGUGACGUCGCAAGAUGGCAAGACCGUUACUCCUGACAUGGUUUUGGGCCCAUCCCGACUGGGUAAGGGAUUGGCAAUUAUCGAUUUGCCUACCCCAGCACACGUCGAUGAUCUGGUAAAUCGGCCCGAGUGGAACUCCGCCGCCGUUACUACAGGCCUGCAGACCUUCCUGUGGAUUUUGGGUCCUGGAGUGGGUGAUCAUCCACGGCUCCACGAGUUUGUUGCGAGAUUUCCCGAGUGCGAGCAUACCGUGUCCAGUUCGGACUAUUGUCCCAACUACCUGUCUAUGAAGAGCAUCGCAACCUCAACCACACGGAUGGGCUUGCUGAGGCCUGACAACUACCCGACCCUUGUUCAUGACAAUGUGUCCCUCCCGCAGCCCGGCACUAGAACUGCAGAGCCGGCCACAGAACUGAAAGCCGUUGCCCUGAAACCUGUGGCGCCCGGUGUCAUCAUUGACAUGGAGCCCAAGUUUGCGCUCAAUUUCUCUGAAGUGGAGCCGCCUUUCGAGCCCGCACAGGUGCAGCGCCAGAUGCCUUGGGCCAUCGAACAGCGCUUGAGCACCAUCCGCAAGCGUGUCAAGAAGGAGGCCUUCACGAAAAAGCUUGAGAGCUUUCAAAAGGAUCUCCCAGGAGCCAAUGUAGAGAUCAUCACCCUGGGCACUGGAUCCUCCGCUCCAUCCAAGUACCGCAACGUCUCCGCUACUCUUCUCAACGUGCCUGGAUACGGAUACUACCUGCUGGACUGCGGUGAGAACACUCUUGGUCAGCUGAAGCGUGUCUUCGCACCUGAGAAGCUGCGUGAAGUCUUGCAGAAUCUGCGGAUGAUCUGGAUCAGUCACCUUCACGCGGACCACCAUCUCGGCACCGCUUCUGUCAUCAAAGCCUGGUUCCAGGAGAACUACCCCGACGGAAUCCCGCAGACAGACGAGGUAGAGAUGGACAUGUCCAAGAUCCUGCAGGAAAAGCGACUGUUCGUUGUCUCCGAACAGAUGAUGACAGGCUGGCUAGAGGAAUACGCCGCUGUCGAGAACUACGGUUUCGGCAAGGUGAUUCCCUUGAGCGCCUCCCCCUACCUCCACCAAGGCAACAUCCGCACCCAAUUCGUCUACCGUCACUGCCGCGCCGACGGCUCCUACCCCGGCCACCAACUCGAAGCCACCAGACCCUCGACCACCAGCCUCAGCUUCCACGACCAAUCCUCCCCCCUUACUCCUCUCCUCCGCUCCGCCACCGGCCUCUCCGACCUCCUCACCACCCGCGUCUCCCACUGCCGCGGCGCCAUGGCCGUAUCCCUCGUCUUCCCCGACGGCUUCAAGAUCUCCUUCUCCGGCGACUGCCGUCCCUCCGCCGGCUUCGCCACCAUCGGCCGCAACUCCACCGUCCUAAUCCACGAAGCCACUUUCCAAGACGACAUGGCCGUAUCCGCCAUCGCCAAGAAACACUCCACCCUGUCCGAAGCCCUCGAAGUCGGCCGUCUCAUGAACGCCCGCGCCAUCCUGCUCACUCACUUCAGCCAACGCUACCAAAAGCUCGCCCGAGUCGAAGAAGCCCCUGCCUCCCGCACGGCCAACAACAAACCCGCCGUUGAACCCAGCAACCACGUCGGCCAAGUCGGCCUCGACGUCCCGGACGACGAGCCCCAACAAAACAACAACACCCGUAACCAAAUGUUUGGCGACAUCAAGGUCACCAGCCGUCCUAAGAUCACCGUCCCGAUCGUCGCGGCUUUCGAUUACAUGCGUAUUCGCGUCCGCGAUAUGCCUAUCGCUCAGGCGUAUGCGCCUGCCGUCGAGAAGUUGUUUGAUCUCCAGGAACGAGCGGGCGAGGAGAAGGCCGAGCAGAGGAAAGAGGCUGCUAAGCAGAUUGCGCAGAAUAGGCAGAAGGCGAAGAAGCAGAAGCAGGAGAAACAUAAGCAGAUUCCUGUUGCUGCUGAGGAGAUGGAGGUUGAGAAGCCGGAGGGGGCAGAUGUUAAGUCGAAGUCGAUUUGGAGUGCGAGUGAGAGUGAAAGUGGGUGGAGCACGAGUGGAAGUGAUAGUGAGGGGGAGCGCAUUAAGAAGGAGCAUUAUGCUAGGAAGCGGAAGGGUAGUGCUGCUGCCGCUGCUGGUAAAGAUGGGCAGUAGGAGUAACUAGAGUGUGAAAGAUCC
Messenger RNA from Aspergillus eucalypticola CBS 122712, 3660 nucleotides. Its product is annotated as ribonuclease Z. Bases 1 to 3636 code for a protein of 1211 amino acids. The record is from RefSeq and is a predicted model, not a curated record. Gene Ontology annotation, biological process: mitochondrial tRNA 3'-end processing. Gene Ontology annotation, molecular function: 3'-tRNA processing endoribonuclease activity. Lineage: Eukaryota; Fungi; Ascomycota; Eurotiomycetes; Eurotiales; Aspergillaceae. Gene Ontology annotation, cellular component: mitochondrion. The transcript is spliced from 2 exons.